AUGCACGGCCAGGUUGUCGACUACGAGGACCUCGCCAACACCGAGUCUGUCCAGUUCCUGAACAAGCUUGCCGUCCUCAAGCUCAACGGCGGUCUCGGUACCUCGAUGGGCUGCGUCGGACCCAAGUCGGUCAUCGAGGUCCGCGACGGCAUGUCGUUCCUCGACCUGUCGGUCAGGCAGAUUGAGUACCUGAACCGCACGUACAGCGUCAACGUGCCCUUCAUCCUGAUGAAUUCGUUCAACACCAACGAUGACACGGCAGCCAUCAUUAAGAAGUACGAGGGCCACAACGUGGACAUCCUGACCUUUAACCAGUCCCGCUACCCCCGCAUCUACAAGGACUCGCUCCUGCCGGUCCCCAAGACGUACGACUCGGCCAUCAACGAGUGGUACCCGCCCGGCCACGGUGACGUGUUCGAGUCGCUGUACAACUCGGGCAUCCUGGACCAGCUGAUCGAGCGCGGCAUCGAGGUCGUCUUCCUGUCCAACGUCGACAACCUGGGCGCCGUCGUGGACCUGCGCGUCCUGCAGCACAUGGUCGAGACCAAGUCGGAGUACAUCAUGGAGCUGACCAACAAGACCAAGGCCGACGUCAAGGGCGGCACCAUCAUCGACUACGAGGGGUCGGUGCGCCUGCUGGAGAUUGCGCAGGUGCCCAAGGAGCACGUCAACGAGUUCAAGUCGAUCAAGAAGUUCAAGUACUUCAACACCAACAACAUCUGGCUCAACCUCAAGGCCAUCAAGCGCGUUGUGGAGGACGACGAGCUGGAGAUGGAGAUCAUACCCAACAGCAAGACGAUCCCGGGCGACAAGAAGGGCGAAACGCCCACGGCGUCAACGUCCCCCGCCGCCGCUUCCUGCCGGUCAAGACGUGCUCGGACCUGA
This is a messenger RNA of Geosmithia morbida, 885 nucleotides long. RefSeq names its product UTP--glucose-1-phosphate uridylyltransferase. The record is from RefSeq and is a predicted model, not a curated record. Bases 1 to 885 code for a protein of 294 amino acids. Gene Ontology annotation, biological process: glycogen metabolic process; UDP-alpha-D-glucose metabolic process. Lineage: Eukaryota; Fungi; Ascomycota; Sordariomycetes; Hypocreales; Bionectriaceae. The transcript is spliced from 3 exons. Gene Ontology annotation, molecular function: UTP:glucose-1-phosphate uridylyltransferase activity. Gene Ontology annotation, cellular component: cytoplasm.